This is a messenger RNA of Aspergillus campestris IBT 28561, 1031 nucleotides long. RefSeq names its product Hsp70 nucleotide exchange factor FES1 (gene fes1). Lineage: Eukaryota; Fungi; Ascomycota; Eurotiomycetes; Eurotiales; Aspergillaceae. The record is from RefSeq and is a predicted model, not a curated record. The transcript has a single exon. The coding region runs from base 371 to 997 and encodes 208 amino acids.
CAUGGCGGGGUAGCUGGUGACUAAUUGACUUUGUUGGAUAGCACCACGUUGUUAGAUCUGGUAUUGCUAAUUAGUAGCAUAAUUAAGAGGGUUUAGAUAUGUGGUUAUAGAUGGUUCAAGUGUAGUUAAGUAACUACUAGUAGAAGAGGAAAUGGAAAGUGGUGGAAGCCACUGGUAGGCUGGAGAACCAGAUGAAUCUUCCCGCUCAGUCGAGAACGUCAACUUAUUUUUUCCCUCUACUCGAUCAAUAUACUUAUUGCUCUACCUUCGACUUCUACAAAAAGAAUUCAGAUAUCAAAAGAUACACCCUAUAUUCUACAUAAUAUUUUCCAUCUUCCUUCAACUUCACCACCACAAAAACAAAUCCACAAUGGACCCCAACAUGAACAAAAUGCUCAAAUGGAGCAUCCAAAACUCCAACCCCGAAACAGCCGACGCCUCCGCCCGCGGCCUCAACCCGGAGAUGCUCUCCUCCCUGCUCGGCGGGCCCAGCGACGCCGACCUCAUGAAAGCCUCCAUGGCCGCCCUGCACUCUCCCGACGUCGACCUCGAGAACAAGAUCGUCGCAUUCGACAACUUCGAGCAGCUGAUCGAGAACAUCGACAACGCGAACAACAUGGAGCCCAUGGGUCUGUGGACGCCGCUGGUCGAGCUGCUGCAGCACGAGGAGUCCGACAUGCGUCGGAUGGCGGCUUGGUGUGUGGGCACCGCUGUGCAGAAUAAUGAGAAGGCGCAGGAUAAGGUUGUGCUGUUCAAUGCGGUGCCGAAGCUGGUGGCUAUUGCUACGUCGGAUGCGGAUCCUGCUGCUCGCAAGAAGAGUGUCUAUGCGCUGUCGUCGGCUGUGCGCAAUUAUCAGCCGGCUAUGGAUGAGCUUACGAAGCAUUUGCCUGAGUCGGGUCAGUAUCCGAGAGACGAGAAGGUCGAUGCGGGUGAUAUGGAUACUAUCGAUGCGCUUAUGGAUAAGUUGAGGGCGCACACUGUUGAGUCGUCUUCAUAAAAAAUAUCAUAAAAAAAGAAAGAAAAAAGAAACA